Molecule: messenger RNA, 1104 nt
Organism: Acanthamoeba castellanii str. Neff
Lineage: Eukaryota; Discosea; Longamoebia; Acanthamoebidae
Exons: 3
Coding region: 1-1104 (367 amino acids)
Source: RefSeq, a predicted model, not a curated record
AUGGACACAAGGCCUACCGGACGACCGCCACGACGGGCUGGGAAUGGGGCUUCCUUCGCCUGCUCCUUCUUUGACAUUUCCCCCUCCUCUUCUUCCUCUCCGUUCUGUCUCUCGUCGUUGUGCAUCCUCAUCUCCCUCUCCAUCUGCCUCUCGCCUUCCCUCACUCUCGCGCGACCGCCCAUCUUUCAAAGCCAACAAGAGGAGUGCCUUCCCUGUCCCCCCGCCACCUAUUCCCCUCCUGGAAACAAGAACUGCAGUGUCGCUCCGCUGGAGUGCGGCGCUGGCUAUUGUGUCAACGUCACCUGGUGUUUGCCCUGCCCCGCCGGUAUGGUGAACGACCAGGAGAACGCGAGUGUCUGCAUCCGGUGCCCCGAAGGCAAGGUGGCGGUGCCGCCGGCCAUCAAGUGCCUCUCGUGCCGCGCCGGCCAGACGUCGUCGCCCGACAACACCCACUGCGUGGCGUGCACGGCGGGCUACUACAACCCGUCCGUCGCCGGCACCUGUGCGCCGUGCCCGGCUGGCUCCUACUCCGAGCGCCAGAGCAUGCGCUGUCUGGCCUGUUCGGCCGGCACCUACAAUGACCUCCAGGCCCAGAGCGGCUGCCGCGAGUGUCCGUCGGGCUCCUACUGCCCGGCGGGUUCCGUCGAGCCGACCGAGUGUCCGUCGGACAAGUUCUGCGAGGCCGGCGUGGCGUCGCCGUCGUCGUGCCAGCCGCUGUUCAGCGCCGACUCGGGCUCGUCGUCGUGCCGCCCGAGCGUCAUCUUUUACGUGGUGAUCGGCAUCGGCGCCGGCACGCUCAUGGUGCUGAUCCUGGUCGCCUGGGUGGCCAUCGGCUAUCGCAAACCCCUGUGGAAGCGGAUCAAGAAGGCAUACCGCCGUCACCAGCGCCAACGCGACUACCCGGCGCCGCCGCCGGCCGCCGCCUCAGCCUCGGGCGACACCAAGCCGCUCAUCCCCGAACCUCUCCCCGGCCCGGUCUACGCGGGCUUUAAAUCCCCCCCCCCCCAAUCUCCCCUGCACCAUAAACCAGUUUUCGAUCACCAAGUGGACAAAGACAAGGCAAUCAUCGAAUGGCCAGUUUUGUUGAUCAGAAUCUCUUACUAA